Microthlaspi erraticum is the source of this 1449-nucleotide messenger RNA. Lineage: Eukaryota; Viridiplantae; Streptophyta; Magnoliopsida; Brassicales; Brassicaceae. The record is from the annotation of a GenBank genome assembly.
AUGUCAUCGACUCUCAUCGAGCAAACUCGCAUCAAUCACGAGGAGAUUGAAAGAUUAGAGCGAUUGAUCGUGAAAGAUCUACAAACAAAUCCGCCGUCGAUCAAGAAGACAUUGGCACAAGGCCACCGUAUCCGUAACAUGAUCGAAUCUAUCAUCCUCACCACUAAAAAACUCAAUGAAACCUAUGAAGACAAAGACGGAUCGAGAGAAGAUGAGAUAUCAGCGCUUGGUGGCAGCCGAACAAAAGUGUUUGAAGCCUUAGAAGGUCGUGUGAAAGAGAUAGUUGAAUAUCAUAGAAACCAUCCUUCUGGACCACAUCUUGUUGAGGAUUACGAAGCACGCCUUAAGGAGGAACCAGCUAUUGCGUUCCGUGGAGAGGAAGGCAGCUCUGGUUUGUACUUGGACUUGCAUGAGAUGUAUAACCAAUACAUCAACUCCAAAUUCGGUGAAAAGGUUGAGUAUUCUGCAUACCUUAAUGUUUUUUCUCAACUAGAUAAGAUUCAGUUUAACCUAAAACUUUCCUUGCAAUACAAGAAGUAUAUUGAAGCUCUGCUAGGUUACUUGAUCAACUUUUUCCAGCGGACCGAGCCUUUGCAAGAUCUUGAAAGAAUACUUUGUAAGGUUGAGACUGAUUUUGAAGAGCAAUAUGCAGGUGGAAAAGGAGAGAUCUACGCUCUCAUAGAUCUUGAUUACUACAAGACAGUGGAGGAACUGAUAGCUGUCGGACCUGAGAGGCUAAAGGAGGCUCUAGGGGCAUUAGGUCUGAAAGUUGGUGGUACUGUGAGGCAGCGAGCAGAGAGACUUUUCUUGACAAAGCAUACGUCUUUGGAGAAGCUUGACAAGAAACAUUUCACCAAACAGGAGCCUGAAACUGCUAAAGAGAUUGCACUAACAGAGGCCAAAGUGAAGAAACUCUGCGUUCUACUUGAAGAGACAAUCGAAAGGACGAAACAGUACGUUGUCAAGAAACAGUCAUGGACGUAUGAAGAGAUGGAGGAAGAACGCCGCAUGGAUGCGGAGUCAGAGAGUCUUGUUAACGACGAGGAGGAGGUGGAGGAGGAGGAUGGUCAGAUUAACAAUCCGUUGAAGCUGCCAUUGGGUUGGGACGGGAAGCCUAUACCUUUCUGGCUCUACAACCUUCAUGGACUUGGCCAUGAGUUUAAAUGUGAGAUAUGUGGAGACCAUGUGUAUAAGGGAAGAAGGGCUUUCGAGAUGCACUUUAAAGAAGGGAAACACCAAAGUGGAAUGCGUAGCUUAGGGAUCCCAAACACAAAGCACUUCAACGAGAUCACUUUGAUUGAGGAAGCUAAAGAGUUGUGGAGGAAGAUACAGGAGAGGCAAGGAGAGAACAAGUGGAAGCCAGAAGUUGAAGAAGAGUUUGAAGAUCAAGAAGGUAACGUGUACAACAAGAAGACUUACUCUGAUCUCAAACGCCAAGGUCUCAUCUGA